AUGUAUAAUUAUAUUAUUAAUAGAGGAGAUUUUUCUUUUCAUAAUGUGGUAACAUAGACUUGUACUAAAACAAUAGAUCUAGCGGAUCAUAAUGCUGUUAGUGCAUCAUUAAAGUUAAUAACAGUAAAUUUAAUUCACUAGUUCAACAUACUUAUUGAUGAUAAGUUAGUAGUUGUUUCAAAUCUUAAUCUGUAAGUAUCAAUCUAUAAUAAUAAUGACUAUUAUUAUUUAAUCACAAAUUCGAUUUAUAUCCAUUAAUAUCCGCAUAAACGUAAUUCAAUUACUUUCAAAAUUUAGACUAAAUAAUUUUAAGAAUACACUUCAUCUUACUAUUCUUAUGUUGGAAUUAGAGAUUUUUAAUUAUUUAUAAGACCAAUUUUAAAUGACGAUUAUUGCUAUGAUAAUAAUAUCUAUCCCUUUGAUGGAUGCUUUGCUGAGAUACAUGAUUGUGUUGAAGGUUGUUCAAACUGUGUAAGAGGUGUGUGUUUGGAAUGUUAAGAAGGAUGGCAGUAUUAUGAAUUAAAUAAGAAUUGUUUACCGAUAUGCGGAGAUUCUAUCAUAACUUAUUUUGAAGAAUGUGAUGACGGUAACACAUAUCCAUAUGAUGGGUGCCAUUAAUGUAAACACUCCUGUUAGUAAGAUUGUAUAAUCUGUUAAUUUGGAUAUUGUUUGAAAUGGAAAACUUCAUACUAAAAUCUUGAUGAUAUUUCUUAUAAUAAUAAUUUUAAUUAAAACUUACCAAUUACAUAAAACGAUCUGAAUUAUAUUUAGUGUUAAUAUUUGUAUGAUUCAUUAGAAUGCCAUGAAUAUGUAAAUGAGUUGGCGUGGUUAUUUUUUAAUUGUAAUUCCUAGUAUAAGAUGAAUGAAAAGAAAAAAAUAAUAAAUAAAAAGAAAUGUGGAGAUUUAAUUACCACAUGUGAUGAGGAGUGUGAUGAUGGCAAUAAAGUAUAGCAUGAUGGUUGUCACAUGUGUAAAUAUUCAUGUCCACUGAAUUGCAGUGAAUGCUAAUUUGGAAAAUGUAAAUAAUGUUUACCAGAGUACGAACUAAUAUAUGGAUAAUACUAAGAAAAUAUAAGUUGUUAUAAUAGAAUAACAAAUUUGAUUGAGAAUGGUCAUUACUAACAUAAUCUCUUUAAUAACAAAAAUUCUAAAUAUAAUUUGAUAAGUACUCUUACAUGCAACAUUUAAGAUUUUGGAAUCUUUGGAUAUUUUUAUAAUUAAUGCAGAAUAGCGGCUAUAAAAAAUUGUAAAGAAAGUCUUUAUGAUAAAUGCCUAUAAUGUGAUGAAAAUUAUGCAUUAGAAUUUAAUAAAUUUGGAUGUAUUCCUUUAUGUAACGAUGGACUUUUAAUAGAAAAAGAAGUGUGUGAUGACUAGAACAAUAUCUAAUUUGAUGGAUGCUACAAAUGCUAAGAAAGUUGCUUGUUAGAAUGUGUAAAUUGUGUUGAAAAUAAAUGUUAUUAGUGCCUUGAUGGUUGGCAGCUUAUAGAUUAUGGCUGCUAUUAAUAUUGUGGAGAUGGUUAAGUAGCUCAAUCUUCUAUGGAACAAUGUGAUGAUGGAAAUUAUGAUUCUGGAGAUGGAUGUUAUUAAUGUAAAUUUGAGUGUGUCCCUUAUUGCAGAUCCUGUGCUGAUAGAAAUACUUGUUUGGUUUGUGAAAAAUACUUUGAAUUAUCUAACAAUUCUUGUAGACCAAUAUGUGGAGACGAUAAUAUUGUAUAUGGAUUAGAAGAAUGUGAAGAUGGAAACAAUAUUCCUUAUGAUGGUUGCUUUAAUUGCAUGUUUUAGUGUGAAAAAGAAUGCCAAAAUUGUGGUUAAGGAAAAUGUGUAGAGUGCAUAGAUGGGUACAUAAUUGCAAAGGAUUAUUGCGAAGUUAAUAAUUAAACAUUAAUCAUCGAUGAGGAUGAAGAUGAAUAAAGUUAAUGUGCUAAUGCAAUGUAUUCUAAUAAUGAAGAAUGUGAUGAUGGGAAUACAAUUGAUGGCGAUGGUUGUUCUAGCUUAUGUCAGAUUGAAUCUAAUUGGUUUUGUACUAACUAACUCAAUUAGAUUAGUAUUUGCACUCAUAAUACUAUUAUAAAAUUGUAAUACCUUAAUCAAACUUAAUAAAAUUAAUACGUUUAAUUAUCCUUAACAAAUAAAGUAAAAUUAAAU
Paramecium tetraurelia is the source of this 2145-nucleotide messenger RNA. RefSeq lists its product as uncharacterized. The record is from RefSeq and is a predicted model, not a curated record. The annotation marks the transcript as partial. The transcript is spliced from 3 exons. Lineage: Eukaryota; Ciliophora; Oligohymenophorea; Peniculida; Parameciidae.